Messenger RNA from Scleropages formosus (Asian bonytongue), 2879 nucleotides. It is a transcript of the gene rrp9, whose product is annotated as ribosomal RNA processing 9, U3 small nucleolar RNA binding protein. Bases 148 to 1572 code for a protein of 474 amino acids. The record is from RefSeq and is a predicted model, not a curated record. Gene Ontology annotation, molecular function: protein binding; U3 snoRNA binding. The transcript has 15 exons. Lineage: Eukaryota; Metazoa; Chordata; Actinopteri; Osteoglossiformes; Osteoglossidae. Gene Ontology annotation, cellular component: small-subunit processome.
UCUCGCUCUCUGGGCGCACGUGUAAUGUAUCCAUGUGAGUUGAAGUAGCAGUGUGUGUACUUUUUACAGAUGUUAAGGGAUUUUUGUAGAGAUCGAAUUCCAGUUGCUUAUACUAUUUUAUACAGUGCUUUGUAAUCGUCGCCUAGUAUGUCGUCCUUCUUUAUAAAAAAGAAAGGAAACGCCAAAACGGAUGAAAAUGCUGUGGCUAAGAAGAGGAAGGUGGCUGCUGCUAGUGGAAAAAGCAGAGGGGCUCUCAAGAAGGUGCUCAAUGAAGAGAUUUCCAGCGAGUCUGAGACUGAAGGCCCUCCAGUCAACAAGAAGAGUAAAGCAGAGGAUGAGUACUUGGAGGAAACAGCCCAGGAGAAGAAGCUCCGCUUGGCCAAACUGUACCUGGACCAGCUGAGGGCAGAAGAGGAAAAAACUGCAGAAGAUGGCUCUUGUGAGACUGAUGUGAUUGCUGGAAGACUUCAGGAAGAAGUGCUUGAACAGAGGGGGAAACUCCAGCGCUUGGUCGCACAAGAUUACCUUGUCCCAGAUGCUGCCGACUUGCGCCUCUUAAGGGGCCAUAAGCUUCCAGUGACCUGCCUUGUCGUUUCUCCCGAUGACAAGUUCAUCUUCUCUGCCUCCAAGGACUGCUCCAUCAUCAAGUGGGACGUCGAGAGCGGUCGGAAGUUGCGCACGGUGCCUGGAGGGAGGAAGGGAACUGAGGAUAGACACGUGGGCCACACUGCUCACAUCCUGUGCAUGGCAAUAUCGUCUGACGGCAAAUACCUGGCCACUGGGGACAUGAACAAGUUGAUCAUGAUUUGGGAGGCAACGACUUGUAAACAUCUGUACAAGUUCACGGGGCACCGAGACGCCGUGUCGGGCCUGUCCUUCCGGAAGGGAACGCACGACCUGUACAGCGCGUCUCACGACCGCUCGAUCAAGGUGUGGAACGUGGACGAGAACGCGUACGUGGAGACCAUGUUUGGCCACCAGGAUGUGAUCACGGGCCUGGACAGCUUGAGCCGCGAGCGGUGCGUGACCGCAGGGGGGAGGGACCAGACCGUUAGAGUGUGGAAGAUCGCAGAGGAGUCGCAGCUCGUCUUUCACGGUCACGAAGGUUCGAUUGACUGCAUCCAGCUCAUAAAUGAGGAACAUAUGAUCUCAGGAGCUGAUGAUGGGUCUUUGGCCCUGUGGAGCGUCAACAAGAAGAAACCCCUCUGCACAGUGAAGCGAGCCCAUGGUUGCCAUGGCGAUGAGGGCCUCGAGCAGCCCUACUGGAUCUCGGCAGUGACGGCUCUGCACAAUACCGACGCCGUGGCUUCAGGUUCCCAUAAUUCCAAGGUGCAGUUGUGGAGGUGCGGUGAAGGGUACCGCAGUCUGCAGCCCCUCUUCAGCAUCCCUGUGGUGGGUUUUGUGAAUAGCCUGAAAUUCUCAAACUCUGGAAAUUUUCUGGUGGCUGGAGUUGGCCAGGAGCACAGGCUCGGCAGAUGGUGGAGAAUUAAAGAAGCAAAGAAUGGAUUGUACAUCAUUCCUCUAAAGAAGCGAGACUCAGAGCCGGAGCAGAGUAGCACGAAUGGAGAGUAGCUCCCUGGAGUGGCUUCUAGCUCAUAUUUCAUUUCAAAGUUUAUAUUCUGAAAGGUAACAUGCUUAGCGGGUGGUUUUUUUUUUUUUUUUUGAUUAAAUAAUUUUAUUGAUAAGGGUAGUUCGUCUUCCUUUAACAUCAGGUAGAGAUGUCACGUUCGUGAUUCCUGCUUCACAUCUCGGUGCUUUGAAUUACUCGGGUUUGGGGAACAAAAUCUGCAGUGGGAGAGAGAAUCAAUCCACCCAAGGCUCCAGAUGUCAUCGAGGGGCUUUGAACAGCUUGUGUUAUUGCACAGCAUUUUCAUUAUGCUGUGUGAAAGAACAAGGCCUUUGGCAGACGCCCCACACAAGGAGAGGACCGACACGCUUGUGAGGAUGUGCGCGAGGAGCGUCUGCAGCGCUUGUGUGGAAACGCCGACCCACGGGGACACCCUCUGCUUCCAGCUGGGCUGCGGAAGACCGAGUCUCUCCAUCGCCAUACCCCUCGCGACCAAAUCCGCGUUACGGCGCUUUCGAGUUGCGGCCGAGUUUGACAAACCCCGACAUGAGAUGCUCUCUCAGUUGGAGCGUUGAUGUCGGUGGUGGACGAGAGUCAUCGUGGUGCGGGAUUGCGCUUCAUCCUGCGACCGUGUAACUAUUCGCUCGGAAGAAUACGGCACCUCAGGGGAGCUGAAUGAUGAAUUCCAGGAAUUCUCUUAAGCAGCAUCUCAUGUACAUAAGGUAUCUCCACAUUAUCCUGUGUCCACUGUUUGCUGCCUUUAUGCCUUAGGUUAUAACCUGGGAUGAUUUAAUAAGAGAAUAAUUAAAAACAAAAAAUAAACUUUGCAGGGUUGUACUUAAUAUUGCAAAUUACAUCUAAAAAAUCAAGGAUUUUGCAUAUAGAAAUUAUUCAAAGGGUACUUAUGCUAUGAAGAGGUUGAUUUGUACGCACACGUUAACAUUUAGUUUUAAUGCAGGAGUUCACUGAAAUUCAGCGCGAGUUACGGCAGGAAAAAAGUGCACAUUGUACAAAAAAUUAUUAGCUGAGCAAAAACCGUGUGUCAGUGAAAGAAGUGUUUUUAUCACAGUUCUGAAUGUCCAGCUAUCCAUCAUUCACUAAUGCGCAGUGUUUCCUUAAUUCUGCUCAUGUUUUCUUUUGACCUGAACCAUCAGCUUGUAAAAUCUGCUCUUUGCAAAUGAAUUUAAUGGGAAAAGUCAGGCAGUCUAGUUUUAAUAUUAAUAAAAAACACAUUUUAUUUACAUAAAUUACAAGAAAGCACAAACUGGUUCACCAAAGUCUACAAUAAAAACGGUUCUUAUAAUACAUUGAA